CGAGAGCCAUUAAUGGUUUAAAGUAACGACCCAAAAAAAAGAAGAAGAAGAAGAAGAAGAAAAACAGUCUCAGCCUAAAACGAUUUCUCGUUAUGAAAGAACAAAAAGGCUAGUCGCCUAGACGGCUGACGGCGCAACCGCAAUCUAACCAUCUAAAGACAAUGACUUUAUAGAAAGCCUUCAAUGUAUAUUUAACGAAAAGAAGAAGGAAAAUUAUAAAGGCUUUUUAAUACUAAAACCUCUCUCUUGCAUAUUUUCCUCGAUCUCUCUGAGUGUGACGACCAUCUCUUCCGGCGCCGACCAUCUCAUGUGGUACUUCCUUUCCAUGCCCAUUAACCAAUGGCAUCAAUUCAAACUCUCAGCAAAUUAGUUUAAGCUUGCUGACAGACGUACUUCUACAAUACAAUGAGUGCACCUCCGAGCAGAAAUAUUGGGCUUCCGUUGAUAAAUUUGGUCAGAUUUAAAGGACUUUCCAUUUUGAAGCAACUUCAUUUGGAAGAACAACUGCUUCGAACCACAUCAGAGAAUUGGUGCAUUGUGAACGAUGGAACUGACGAUCCUACCAUUGUCAUGGGUAUCUCUGGGUCAGCUGCAGAGCUACUCGAUGUCAAGUCAGUGCUACGAGAUGGAGUUUCUGUAAUCAGGAGGUUUACUGGAGGUGGUACUGUUAUUGUUGAUGGUGGCACAAUAUUUGUUACUUUGAUAUGCAACAAGGAGGCUGUUGCUGGCUUGCAGCCCUAUCCUCGGCCUAUUAUGUCCUGGAGUGGCGUUCUUUAUGACAAAGUGUUUCAAGGAAUUGGUGAUUUCCAUCUUCGUGAAAAUGAUUAUGUAUUUGGCACUCGCAAGUUUGGCGGGAAUGCUCAAUCUAUUACAAAAGAUCGGUGGGUCCACCACACAUCUUUUUUGUGGGACUACGAUGUUAGCAACAUGGCCUACCUCAAACACCCUAAACGGGUUCCAGAAUAUCGUCUGGCAAGAGACCAUUUGGAAUUUAUAUGCCGAAUGAAGGACUAUAUGCCAAGAUCAGUGUUUAUAGACAAAACAGUGGAGGCGCUUGAAACUGAUUUCAGUGUGAGAUCCAUAGAGCCAAAUGGUUUGUUGUCUUUAUUGAAUACAAACUUUUGUCCCUCAACUCGGCUCUUGACCAGAAAAGAGUUGGACGCUGCAGCUUUUGCUUCGCAAACUGAGAGCUCUCUCCCUCACUCUAAUGAGCUUCGUGAAUUCUAGAGUUGGUUAGUUGUCAAUCACCCCAUUGGUGCUGAAUUCAAGUGAAGCACCUUGAUUUUUAACAAUUUUUUUAUUAAAAAAUAUCGAUUGUACUUGCAAUAAUAAGUAGAUGGCUAAAGAAGAUACUAGCCCUAUUUUUUUGGUCACUAGUCAAUUUGAUCGAAAAGACUUGACAUUCAUGUUGAGUUUUAUAUUUAUCGAAUUGAAGUGAAAAGAACUUUGCUAAUUGAAUAUUUCUUGUCGUUUAUAAUGAGGAAUGCAUGGUUGAUUGUAUA
Molecule: messenger RNA, 1502 nt
Organism: Humulus lupulus (European hop)
Lineage: Eukaryota; Viridiplantae; Streptophyta; Magnoliopsida; Rosales; Cannabaceae
Exons: 5
Coding region: 406-1227 (273 amino acids)
Biological process (GO): protein modification process
Cellular component (GO): mitochondrion
Source: RefSeq, a predicted model, not a curated record